AUGAAAUCUGCUACAUCGUCGGCUCCCUCUCGGGGUAAGAGAUCGCCGGAUGCUCUUCGGGAGCCCCGGCCCCGAAAGAGGGAGAAGUAUGCAAAAAUGGCCUGCUCACUAUGCAAGGUCCGAAAGGUCAAGUGUAGUGGUAACCAACCCUGUAACCGAUGUGAGGAGCUCCAUAGCCAAUGUACCUACAACGAGCCGUUCCAGCCUGACGGUGCUGAGACCUUCGACCCCCAACCGGUCCAUCAAGACCCUGAAUUCACGGUCCUACGAAUGAACAGGAUCUUUGACCAGAUGCAACAAUCCAUGAGCCGCUUUGGUCUCGCUCCUCCACGCAGGUCCUCCUGUCUGCAACGAAGACAAGAGAACGACGAGCUACCCCAGCCAAAUAAGCCCCCCACCCUUACGGAUCCCGGACACACCUUGAGCCUCACACAAGAUGCUAUGAGGGAAAGGGGCCUGUUAUCUCCUCCACACUCCCAAGAUACCCCCCAUCCGGUCGUUCAAGACCAAUUAAAAUUUCCUGAUGCUUUGAUCAACUUACUGCAAGCUGAACGACCCUUGCUGGAACUCGGUCACGAGAAGGUCACUCAGUUUUUUACAAUAUUUAAGGACGAGGUUUACCCUUUCUAUCCUUGUGUUAACUUGGACCUUGGCCAUGAAGCUAUUAGUAAUGUCUUUUCAACGUUGAAGAAUAAUUAUCACGGAGUCAUCCUCAACAUGGAUAUAAUCGAUGUGGAGGUCACGAAGGCGGUCGUGGCAAUUGCUUUGUUGCUCAGGGAUGACAGUCAAAGCCCGUUAGCGUCUGAUCUUGAAAGCCAGUUGGUGUGGACCGUGGAUUCUUGUUUCGAUCAAGAGAAGCCUCAAGUUGAGGAUAUCGUCAUGGCAAUAUUGUUGGAACCACAUGAGUCCUAUAUAUCAACCAUGAUCUCCUUAGACAGAAAUCUCUCCGAGACAUGGACUGUCGUCAACUCUCCGUCAUCUCUAUCCAAAAACAACGAAGAAAGGAUUGAAUUUCUCAACUUCCAACUACAAAAGCUUGUGGACAAGAUACCGACGAGCGAUUUCAAGUCUCUAGAACCAACAGUAGCCCCACCAUCAUGGCUACAAGCUGGACUCAAACGAUUCUGUCAUCUUCGCGUGCACCAUAUCAAAAUUCUCACACAGAUCAGCACAUCCGGCUCAAUAAGAGACUUGAUAUCAAACCCAACAUCGAAUAAUAAUCUUGUUGCCGCAGCUGCAAAAUCGGUCGAUCUGCAUUUGGAAAUGGUCGAUGCUGGGGAAAUCAGUCCUCUCGUGCUGCCCAUAACGAUCAAAUUGCUUUUGGCCUCUCUGUCUCUCAUGAUGUUUGCCGUCUCACACUGUCCUGACGAGUAUGGACCACUGUGUAGCAAGCCCUUUGAAACAGCCAUUCAUAUCCUCAGUGACGCACAGAACUACGUCAAAGACCCAGAUUUGAAUAUCUGGGGUACCUUACAUGUAUUAGAGAAGGUUGUCGAAACGAGCCAGAGGCCGCAUUCUCAGCGGUCAGCGCCCUUGAUCGGUCGUAAGGAAGACAUGGGCAAUAGUGUCGAUCCAGGAGAGGACUUUUGUGAAGGAAGUGUGUUUGAGGAGCUCCCGACGCCGAGCUCGGAAUUCUUCUCCAUGUUGGGAAGCAUGGGAGCAACAGAUGUACUUCAUAUGGAUAAUAUCUUUGGCUAA
This is a messenger RNA of Talaromyces rugulosus, 1698 nucleotides long. RefSeq lists its product as uncharacterized. The coding region runs from base 1 to 1698 and encodes 565 amino acids. The transcript is spliced from 4 exons. Gene Ontology annotation, molecular function: DNA-binding transcription factor activity, RNA polymerase II-specific; zinc ion binding. Gene Ontology annotation, biological process: regulation of DNA-templated transcription. NCBI's taxonomy places the organism in Eukaryota, Fungi, Ascomycota, Eurotiomycetes, Eurotiales, Trichocomaceae. The record is from RefSeq and is a predicted model, not a curated record.